GAUAGAGGACGAGAGACUGAAACUUUCUGUGGAGGGAAACCACGACUGAGUUGAAAUACAAGCUAUGUUUUCCUCACAGAGUACCAAAACCGGCAGUUGUAUCAUGUGUUGCCUUCUUGUCCAGCCUAGAAAUAUGGACAUUUCUCCAUUCAUCUCCUCUGAGAGACUGGACCAGAGCUACUCCCAGUGCAGAAAGACUUUCACCCCAAGGCCUGUUCUUCACAGUUCAAGCGUCAAGGAUGCUGAAGAGGCACAGCUAAAGGAAAUGCAGUGGGAAUUCUGGAAAAGAAUCUAUAAGAAAGAGGAGAAGCUGAAGGAGGUAAAAGAGGCUAUGAAAACUCUGAAGAGCUCUGCACAGGCAGCAGUGGAGGACAGUGAGAGGAUCUUUACUGAGCUGAUCCGCUCCAUUGAGAAAAAGCGCUCUGAGGUAACAGAGCUGAUCAGAGCUCAGGAGGAGGCUGAACUGAGUGGAGCUGAAGAACUCCUGGAGCAACUGGAGCAGGAGAUUGCUGAUCUAAAGAGGAGACACACUGAGCUGGAGCAGGUUUCACACACAGAGGAUCACAUCCAUUUCCUCCAGAGUUUCCAGUCUCUCUGUGUCUCUUCUGGAUCUGAGGACUCACCCAGCAUCACUGUACAUCAACAUCUCUCAUUUGAUGGAGUGAGGAAAUCUCUCUCUGAUCUGAAAGAGAGACUAGAGGAAUUCUGCAAGCAGGAAUUCAGUAGAAUCUCUCUGUACAGUGAAAGAAGCUCUGCUGAUGAAGAACAUGAGGGUGAAUCUUUACCUGCCCAGAGUCUUUACAGGUGCAGAAAGAGAAUGGUUUCUUUCUCCACAGAGCUACCAGCUGAAAUGGCUUUACACUCAGAGCUAAAGAGCAGAGAAGAUUUUCUGCAGUAUUUCUGUCGUCUGACUCUGGAUCCCAACACAGUGAAUCAGUACCUCAGCCUAUCUAAGACGAACAGAGUGGUGAUGCACAGUGGGAGAUUCCAGCAUUACUCUGAUCACCCAGAGAGAUUUGACUACUGGUAUCAGGUGUUGAGUAAGGAGAGUGUGAGUGGACGCUGUUACUGGGAGGUUGAGUGGAGCAGUAUUUGGGAGCUGUGCAUAUCAGUGUCAUAUAAAGGGAUCAGCAGGAAAGGACAGAGUAAUGAGUGCUGGUUUGGACACAACAGUCAGUCCUGGAGUCUGCAGUGUUCUCCCUCUUUCUCUUUCUAUCAUAACAACAUUCAGACUGAGCUCUCAGCCUCAUCAUCCUCCAGAAUAGGAGUGUAUGUGGAUCACAGUGCAGGAACUCUGUCCUUCUACAGCGUCUCUGACACAAUGACCCUCCUACACACAGUCCACACCACAUUCACUCAGCCUCUCUAUGCUGGAUUCUGGGUGUGCCCUGGAACUGUGAGGUUGUGUGAUCCAAAAUGAUGUGUAUAUUGUACAUUGGGGUU
Molecule: messenger RNA, 1443 nt
Organism: Colossoma macropomum (tambaqui)
Lineage: Eukaryota; Metazoa; Chordata; Actinopteri; Characiformes; Serrasalmidae
Product: tripartite motif-containing protein 16-like protein
Exons: 7
Coding region: 65-1420 (451 amino acids)
Molecular function (GO): protein binding
Source: RefSeq, a predicted model, not a curated record